Triticum turgidum subsp. durum (durum wheat) is the source of this 1143-nucleotide messenger RNA. Lineage: Eukaryota; Viridiplantae; Streptophyta; Magnoliopsida; Poales; Poaceae. The record is from the annotation of a GenBank genome assembly.
AUGUUGAGGGCUGUGGCGAGGUGCUGCGGGCACUGGCCGCCGGGCGCGGCGGCGGCGGACGGCAUGCUCUGGCAGACGGAGCUGCGGCCGCACGCGGCGGGGGAGUUCUCCAUGGCCGCCGCGCAGGCCAACCUCGUCAUGGAGGACCAGGCGCAGGUGCUCGCCUCCCCCUCCGCCACGCUCGUCGGCGUCUACGACGGCCACGGCGGCCCCGACGCCUCCCGCUUCCUCCGCUCCGCCCUCUUCCCCCACGUCCAACGCUUCGCCAGGGAGCAGGGGGGCGUGACCGCGGAGGCGAUCCGGAGGGCGUUCGGCGCGGCGGAGGAGGACUUCCUGCACGAGGUCCGCCAGGCCUGGCCCAAGCGCCCGCGGAUGGCCGCCGUCGGCUCCUGCUGCCUGCUCGGGGCCAUCGCGGGGGACACGCUCUACGUCGCCAACCUCGGCGACUCCCGCGCCGUCCUCGGCCGCCGCGUCGUCGGCGGCGGGGUGGCCGUCGCCGAGCGCCUCUCCACCGACCACAACGUCGCCUCCGAGGAGGUCCGGAUGGAGGUCUCCUCGCACAACCCGGACGACGCGCAGAUCGUGGUGCACACCAGGGGGGCCUGGAGGAUCAAGGGGAUAAUUCAGGUGUCAAGAUCCAUUGGUGAUGUAUACUUGAAGAAACCGGAGUAUAGCUUGGACCCAUUAUUUCGGCAGAUCGGCCCUGUUAUUGCAUUGAAGAGGCCUGCUCUUAGCGCUGAACCACAAAUCCAUGUUCGCAAGCUCAAACCAAACGAUCAGUUUAUAAUAUUUGCCUCGGACGGUCUUUGGGAGCAUCUCAGCGAUGAUGAUGCUGUGCAAAUUGUCUUCAAGAACCCAAGAACGGGUAUAGCAAACCGAUUAGUGCGGUCCGCCUUGAAGGAGGCCACGAAGAAGAGAGAGGUCAGUGUGCAUGACCUGAGGACGAUAGAGCGGGGCGUGCGGCGCCAUUUCCACGACGACAUCAGCGUCGUCGUGGUGUACCUCGACCGGCACCGCGGUCGCCGUCAGACCAGGGUGGUGGACUCGAGCAGCAACUGCACCAGCGCCCCCGUCGACAUCUACUCCUCCUCCAGCUCCAUCCAGUCGGUGCAGCCACGUCAGGCUUACCGUGACUCCGGUUAA